This is a messenger RNA of Lathyrus sativus (Indian pea), 1482 nucleotides long. The record is from the annotation of a GenBank genome assembly. Lineage: Eukaryota; Viridiplantae; Streptophyta; Magnoliopsida; Fabales; Fabaceae.
AUGUCGUUGUACGUGCUAUCACGUCGUUUAUCAAGUAGAUCAACAUCAACGACGCUACUCUCCUUGCGUUUUACUUCAUUCUACUCAUCCUCUUCAUUCAGGGAAGAACAAGAUACCUUUGGACCCAUUCAAGUUCCCUCCGACAAAUUAUGGGGAGCACAGACCCAGAGAUCUUUGCAGAAUUUUGAUAUAGGCGGUUCCCGUGAACGCAUGCCCGAACCAAUUGUUCGAGCUUUCGGCAUCUUGAAAAAAUGCGCCGCAAAGGUUAACAUGGAGUAUGGUCUUGAUCCUACCAUUGGGAAAGCUAUCAUGCAAGCGGCGCAAGAGGUUGCUGAUGGGAAGCUAAAUGAUCAUUUUCCACUUGUUGUUUGGCAAACUGGCAGUGGCACUCAGAGUAACAUGAAUGCUAAUGAGGUUAUCGCAAACAGAGCAUCAGAGAUUCUGGGCCAUAAGCGCGGUGAGAAGUUUGUGCACCCAAAUGACCAUGUCAAUAGAUCUCAAUCUUCUAAUGAUACAUUUCCAACGGUGAUGCACAUUGCUGCUGGACUGGAAUUAAACUCAAGACUAAUCCCCAGCUUGAAAACAUUACAUUCUACACUUAACGCAAAGUCAAUUGAAUUCAAAGAUAUUGUUAAGAUUGGACGCACUCAUACUCAAGAUGCUACACCUUUGACUCUUGGGCAGGAGUUUAGUGGGUAUACUACACAAGUGAAGUAUAGUAUUGAUCGUGUGAUUAGCAGUUUGCCGCGCAUGUAUCAGCUCGCCCAGGGUGGUACAGCUGUAGGAACUGGAUUGAAUACAAAGAAGGGGUUUGAUGUUAAGAUAGCAUCUGCAGUAGCUGAGGAAACACAUCUGCCAUUUGUAACAGCAGAAAAUAAGUUUGAGGCCUUGGCUGCCCAUGAUGCUUUUGUUGAAACUAGUGGAGCCCUUAACACAGUUGCAGCUUCCUUAAUGAAGAUUGCUAAUGAUAUACGGUUAUUAGGAAGUGGUCCCCGUUGUGGCCUUGGUGAACUCAUUCUUCCUGAAAACGAACCAGGAAGCAGUAUUAUGCCUGGGAAGGUUAACCCUACCCAGUGUGAGGCUUUGACUAUGGUCUGUGCACAGGUCAUGGGAAACCAUGUUGCAAUCACAGUGGGUGGGUCAAAUGGUCAUUUUGAGCUCAAUGUAUACAAGCCAGUGAUUGCCAGUUGUCUCUUGCAUUCAGUGAGACUGCUUGGAGAUUCAUCUGCUUCCUUUGAAAAGAAUUGUGUAAGAGGUAUUGAAGCUAAUAGAGAAAGAAUUUCAAAGUUACUGCAUGAGUCACUAAUGUUGGUCACAUCCUUGAACCCGAAAAUUGGUUAUGACAAGGCAGCUGCAGUUGCUAAGACAGCUCACAAAGAGGGGACUACACUUAAGGAAGCUGCAUUGAAGCUUGGAGUACUGAGCUCUGAAGAUUUCGACAAACUUGUGGUGCCUGAAAAAAUGAUUGGCCCAACUGAUUAA